Molecule: messenger RNA, 1122 nt
Organism: Torulaspora delbrueckii
Lineage: Eukaryota; Fungi; Ascomycota; Saccharomycetes; Saccharomycetales; Saccharomycetaceae
Gene: CPR6
Product: peptidylprolyl isomerase CPR6
Exons: 1
Coding region: 1-1122 (373 amino acids)
Biological process (GO): protein peptidyl-prolyl isomerization; protein folding
Cellular component (GO): intracellular membrane-bounded organelle
Molecular function (GO): protein binding; peptidyl-prolyl cis-trans isomerase activity
Source: RefSeq, a predicted model, not a curated record
AUGGCAAGAUCUAAGACUUAUUUCGACAUAUCCAUUGGCGGUACCCCUAAGGGUCGCAUUGUUUUUGAAUUGUACAACGAUGUUGUGCCAAAGACCGCUGAAAACUUCCUUGAACUAUGUAAAGGAGAUUUUGGCAUGGCCAAGAGUAAACCUGAUGUGCCAUUGUCCUACAAGGGAUCCAUUUUUCACAGAGUGAUUAAGGAUUUUAUGCUACAAUUCGGUGAUUUUACCAAUUCUGAUGGUACCGGUGGGGAGAGUAUUUACGGUGAGAAAUUCGAGGAUGAAAACUUUACUUUGAAACACGACAAGCCUUUCCUGUUGUCCAUGGCCAAUGCCGGUCCAAACACCAAUGGAUCUCAAGCUUUCAUUACCUGUGUUCCAACUCCACAUCUGGAUGGCAAACACGUUGUGUUUGGUGAAGUGAUUCAAGGAAAGAGACUCGUGCGUCUUAUUGAGAGUCAACAAACUGAUCAAGGCAACGAUAAACCUAUGAGAGAUGUCAAGAUCGAAGAUUGUGGCGUCUUGCCCGACGACUAUGAAGUUCCAGCAAAUGCAGAGGAUACUCCAACUGAUGAGUACGGUGAUAAUUACGAGGAGUCGCUCAAGGAAGAUAGCAAAGUGGACGUAAACGAUGUCAAAAGUGUUUUGAAAGCCACCGAAUUCGUUAAACAAAUCGGUACCGAUCAAUUUAAGAAGCAGAAUUACACGGUCGCCUUGGAGAAAUACCAAAAAUGCGACAAGUUUCUAAAAGAGUACACUCCAGAAGAUUUGCCCGAAGAAGAUAUUAAGAAAAUCAACGAUUUGAAAGUCUCAUUGCCUUUGAACAUCGCGCUUUGUGCACUUAAGUGUAAGGACUACAGAAAGGUCCUGGUAGCUGGCUCUGAAGUUCUUUACGCAGAGGCUGCUGAUGAUAAGGCAAAGGCCAAGGCUCUUUACCGUCGUGGUUUGGCCUACAACGCUUUGAAUGACAUAGACAUGGCCCUCACAGAUCUUGAGAUGGCCACGACAUUCCAGCAGAAUGAUGCUGCAAUCCUCAACGCAAUCAAAGAUGUUAAGGUUAAAAAGAAAGCAAAUAAACGACAAACAGAAGAAGUCUCUAUCCAAGAUGUUUUCCUGAGCUAG